AUGCACUCGUCUGAGGAUGAGGGAAGUGGGGCAACAGGCACUCUUCCUCCUCCCCUGCCCUGCCGCGCAAUGCAGUACCAAACGAAUCAGAAUCUGAACCUGCAAAGAAGGUUGUACGUGUCCCAAUGGCCAGGAAAGGUUUCUCUUUCUUACGAAGAUGGUCGCCCAGUGGAUGGGAAGGGUGUUGGAAGAAAGGUGAUAGAUAAGUUGCAUGAGACCUACAGCAGUGAGUUGGCUGGAAAGGACUUUGCAUAUGAUGGGGAGAAGAGUUUAUUUACUGUUGGUCCUCUCCCAAGUACCAAGCUUGAGUUUCCUGUUGUACUUGUGGAUGUUACAUCCAACAGAAACAAUAGGAAUGCAAGCCCUGAUGGCAAUGAAAGCCCUAAAGAGCGUGGAAGGAAUAUAUUAAGACAUAUGCAUCAGUCAAAGACUUUUAACGUGGAGAUUAGCUUUGCCGCAAAGAUUCCCAUGCAAGCCAUUCAAAAUGCUCUGUAUGGACAAGAAUCAGAAAACUCACAACAAGCCCUGAGGAUGCUAGAUAUCAUUUUACGGCAGCAUGCUGCAAAACGGGGAUGCCUACACGUUCGCCAAUCUUUUUUCCAAGAUGAUGAAAAUAAUUAUACAAACAUUGGCGGUGGUGUCCUAGGAUGCAGGGGGUUCCAUUCAAGUUUCAGAGCUACUCAAGGAGGCCUUUCACUGAAUAUUGAUGCAUCAAAUACAAUGAUAAUUCGACCCGGUCCAGUAUUGGAUUUUUUACUUGACAAUCAGAAUAUGAGAGAUCCUCACUACCUGGACUGGAACAAGGCUAAACAAGUGCUUAAAAAUCUGAGGGUAAAAGUCAGACCAUCCAAUCUGGAGUACAAGAUUACCGGAUUGAGUGACCUUUACUGCAAAGAUCAGAUGUUCUCAUGGAAGCAGAAAAGUGCGAAGAAUGAGACUGGUGAAGCUGAGACUGUGGAGAUUACUGUUUAUGAAUAUUUUGUCACCCAUCGCAAGAUACAGUUGGAUUAUUCUGCAGAUUUGCGAUGCAUUAAUGUUGGCAUGCCAAAUCGGCCAACAUAUAUUCCUAUGGAGCUCUGCACUUUGGUGUCCUUGCAACGCUACACAAAAGCGCUAUCCACUUUCCAAAGAGCUUCGCUAGUCGAAAAAUCAAGGCAGAAGCCUCAAGAAAGACUGAGUAUCUUGUCUAACGCUUUGCAUAACAGUAAUUAUGGUGCUGAACCAAUGCUGCGUUCAUGUGGUGUUUCUAUCAGCUCUAAUGUCAUCCAAGUGGAAGGCCGUAUUCUGCCAGCUCCAUGGAUAAGAGUGGGCGAUGGUGAACAUUUCUUGCCACGGAAUGGGCGAUGGAAUUUCAACAAUAAGAGAUUUGUGGAGCCAACUAGGAUUGAAGAUUGGGGUGUUGUUAACUUCUCGGCACGUUGUGAUGUAAAUAAACUUGUGCGGGAUCUGAUGAGAUGCGGAGAAAUGAAAGGAAUUCGUGUAGAUAGUCCAUUAGGUGUGUUCACAGAGAUGAAUGAGAACAGACGUCUCUCUCCUUUGGGUAGAGUGGAGAAGAUGUUUGAUGAGCUGCAAUCUAAACUUACUCAUAAAACUCCACGGUUCCUUCUCUGUCUGCUGCCCGAUAGGAAAAUUUCCGGUCUUUAUGGUCCAUGGAAGCGAAAGAAUCUGGGUCACUUUGGCAUAGUCACUCAGUGUAUGGCUCCAACUAGGUUCAAUGACAAGUACCUUACGAAUCUGCUUCUCAAGAUCAAUGCAAAGCUCGGAGGACUGAAUUCAAUGUUAUCAAUUGAACAAACACUUUCAUUCCCUGUCGUUUCAAGUGUUCCAACUAUGAUCCUUGGCAUGGGUGUGUCACAUGGCUCUCCUGGGCAGUCCGAUGUCCCGUCAAUAGCUGCGGUGGUUAACUCCAGGCAGUGGCCUUCGAUUUCCCGCUAUAGGGCAUCUGUUCGGACACAGUCACCCAAGGUUGUAAUGGUAGAUUCACUAUUCAAACGAGUGUCUGACCAGGUGGAUGGAGGUCUUAUGAGGGAUGGGGUUAGCGAGUCACAGUUCAAUCAAGUUUUGAACACUGAACUGGGUCAAAUUAUUGAGGCUUGCAAGUUUCUUGAUGAGAAUUGGAACCCCCAGUUUGUGGUCAUUGCAGCACAAAAAAGUCAUCAUACAAGGUUUUUCCAGCAGGGAUCUCCUGAUAAUGUUCUACCUGGAACUGUGAUAGACAACACAAUUUGUCAUCCACAGAACAAUGACUUUUAUCUAUGUGCACAUGCUGGAAUGACUGGAACCACAAGGCCUACCCAUUAUCAUGUUCUCUUAGAUGAGAGUGGAUAUUCGGUCGACGAUCUGCAGGAACUUGUCCAUUCUCUAUCAUAUGUGUAUCAAAGAAGUACCACUGCCAUAUCAGUAGUUGCUCCUAUUUGCUAUGCGCAUUUGGCAGCUUCGCAGUUGGGGACUUUCCUGAAGUUUGAUGAGGCUCCUGAGACAUCCUCAAGCCAUGGUGGGGUGACUGCUCCUGGAGCCGUACCUGUUCCGCAGCUGCCGUGGUUGAACAAGAAUGUCUCCGAUUCUAUGUUCUUCUGCUGA
Durio zibethinus is the source of this 2580-nucleotide messenger RNA. Lineage: Eukaryota; Viridiplantae; Streptophyta; Magnoliopsida; Malvales; Malvaceae. The record is from RefSeq and is a predicted model, not a curated record.